Monascus purpureus is the source of this 1666-nucleotide messenger RNA. The record is from the annotation of a GenBank genome assembly. NCBI's taxonomy places the organism in Eukaryota, Fungi, Ascomycota, Eurotiomycetes, Eurotiales, Aspergillaceae.
UCAACCUUAUCUUUAUUUCUUCUAUCCAUCAUCGAGCAUUCUUAUUCUUAUUGUCCUCAGGGUUGCAGGUCCGCCGCCACCAUGAUCCAUCCCCUCCGGCUGCUCUUCCUCUCGGCCGUCUUCUCUUCAGCUGUUCGUGCCAUCCCAGCCUCACCGACCGACGAGUCGGCCACAGAAGUCGAACCUGCUGCAAAUCACCUGUCUUUCCAUGAGCUGCUUGCCUUGCUGGAUGAGUCCUCCAUUCAUGAUGCCCUGCAUCUCGUCUCGGACAAAUUUCGUCAUGGUGUCUUCCCCACCGAUACCAACGCUCUCGAGGUCCUCCACAACGAGGAACCUUCCCUGGCAACGCGUGUGCUGAGAUUCGCCAAAAGGCAGUCUGGCGAUGAAGGAAGCAACACGACCUCCGUGCCUCCGGACACAACUGUCUCUGCUGAACCCACGUCGGUCCCCGUUGGUACUCCUACCUCUUCUGACGUCCCGGACACCACCAGCGUUGUAGAUACCUCUACAUCGCCAGUCAGCGUUCCUGCUACGACGACGCACAUCACCACCUCGUCUACACAGCCUCCAGUGACAUCUUCGCUGCCUGCUACCUCUACUACUUCCGACCUGCUCACCACGACUUCCGAGACCACUAGCAGCAGCCCAGUCGCUACGACUUCGAGCGCUCCUACCACAUCUACUGCUGAGACUACCACAUCUAUCUCGACGACAAGUACCAGUGCCAGCACGAGCUCAACCUCCUCCUCCUCCUCCUCUUCUUCCUCCAGCACUGUCGCCAGUACGACCUUGAUUACCACCACUUCAUCCAGCUCCUCGUCCAAGUCCCAGCACACCACUUCCACGAGCGAAUACACUUCGACCUACGCGAUGACAACCACCAUGCCCGAUGGAAGCCUGAGCACCUACACUCGUGUUACUGUUGUGCAUCCCACCCACUCUGAAACCGCCACUGCUACCGGCACUGCUGCUCCCGGAUUGCAAACAGGCGGAGCCUCUGUUAGAACCGGUCUGACAAAGGAGAUUUCCGCUAUGCUCGGCGGAGCUGUUAUUGUGGCCAUGGCUUUGUAAUGAGUCUCGUACAGGCCAUAUUCCCUCUCUCAUCCACCUUCUUUCACUCGCUUCGAACAUUGAUCUAUUGCAUUUACAUGGAAACUGCCUUUUAAAGUUGUUUUUGGCAUUGCAUUAUUUUGUUUUGUUCCGAUCUUACGACUCUUCAAGCUGUUCUUACGAUCCUUACGAUAUUGACGGGAUACGGUCCCGCAGCAUAUUAGAUUUCUAUCGCUCCUUCCGCUUUACCGGGCCGGUGUUUUGGUUUUACUAUCUUUUCUUGGAGGCUAAUAUGUUUUUGCGAAUACACCCAUCUUAUGGUGGUGAUGAAUUGGUACAAGUUGGAAAUGACUUCCAGGGUUGGUUGUAUAGAUUUCUAUGAAAUGGAUAUGAAACAAAGAAUGCAGUCAAUCAUGCAGGUAUAUAUCAACGAAGCAACACAAUUACAGAGCCCUUCAUAUACGGGAAGAAAUAGAUAGAGACACAUGUCAAAAUGCUAGAACCAUAAAAUAAAAUCCCCCUAUAAAGAACCGCUCCACCGUUCCUCAUUCGUCCAAAACCUCACCAGACUCUCCCACCCUGCAAUAUCCCCGUCUCUUAACAGAGCAGCCACAUC